UUGUAAAUGAUCAGUUUGUAAAAGUAUUCGGCGCGGAUACCUCGUUUCCGCUCGUUAUUUUACCUUGAUCUCGUUGUGUUAUAUUGUUAUCGAAAACAAACUAGGUAACACAAAGGACGAUUGUUACAAGAGUUCUUAUAAAAGUGUUUUAAGAACUUGUGAACCCAAGAAACUUCGAUUUCAUCAUGGUAGUUUAAGAAAUCAAUAUGGGCUAAGCUGUGAAAGUAAAGUGCAUGAAAAUUAGCGAAAAGGAAGCAACAAAGCAAGCACCAUGUAUUCUAUGAAUUACAUCGGGACUUUUUUCAAGAAAUUCUAUAAUGAGAUCAACAGCGCUACGUUGACGGGAGCGAUAGAUGUGAUCGUGGUGGAGCAGCCUGACGGAAGUUUUACUUGUUCACCGUUUCACGUUCGAUUUGGAAAACUUGGUGUUCUACGCUCCAGAUUCAAAGUGGUGGAUCUUGAACUCAAUGGAGAGCCUCUGCCAAUUCACAUGAAGCUUGGUGAGUCAGGCGAGGCGUUUUUCGUAGUGGAGGUCGGAGAAGAUGAAGCGGAAUGUUCAGCUCACUUGGCCACUUCGCCAAUACCGGCAAGUCGGUUUGACGACCUAUACGAGCCUAGAAGAAGAAACUCCCUCUCUGCAGUGGAACCGGAUCAUGGCCAAGCAUCUGACUACACAAAGCGGAGGUACACAGCCGACGGAAAGACAAUGCAGAAACCUGAUCUAAGUAAAUAUUCAAAGAAAACUACCAAAGAAGAAAAAAAUGAUGAUAAUGAAGCUUUGUUUGAGAUGGAUGGACUCAACGAAGGUACAGACUGGCCGGAUCUAGUUGCGAAAACUUUCUCGGCGACGAAACUCAGCCUUGACACUGAAGCAUGCCAAACAGUACAAAAAAUAAGUGAACACAAUGACUUUAGGCCCAUAGAGGCAAUGGAAGAUCCAAAGCAGAAUGGCAAUGGAAAAAAGAAGAAGAAAACAAGAAAAUUCAGCUCCAAGAAGAAGCACCAUCGAAAGUCCUCAACUAGUUCUAUUUCCAGUCAAUCUGAUUUCACGGUUGAAACUCGUGCCACCACCAUUCCUAAUACCACAGACAUUCACUUCUUUAGUGAUACCGAGGCAGCUGCCCUCGAUGAAGAAAUGUCAAACUUGAAGUUGAAUGGUGAUAACCGCAUACCAUUGGCCUUGUCUGAUACAGCGUUCGAGGUGCACGCUGCCUCCAGACAUACGAAAGGUUCUCGUCACGGUACACCAGUACAGUCUGAUACGGAAGUUGAAUUAGCGCGAACAACUUCUGGGAAUAAACCAUCUCAGUCAUGGCGUUGGGGGGAGUUACCCGAGCCCCCGAUUCGUACAACAAUGACGGAAUCCACUGACACGGCUUCACCAGCAUCCCCUGCUGAGCCCGCUUCCCCCACGGAGCCCUUAAGUUCGGAUGAAGAAAGGCACGAGCGACGUGGGGUCUUAAGUGGGAUGUUCAGGUUUAUCUCCUCUCGGGAAGCGGAGCCGGGUGUUGAAGGUGUAUACUUAGACGAUCUAGAUAAGGGUCAAGUGGAUCCGAACAUGUACUUUCCCAAACACCACACAAAGCGUUAUCGCACAGGAACUAGUGGUUCCGUUCAACAAGGCCCUACUGAGGAAGAAUACGAGUCGGGCAAUGGUCCGUCUCUACCGCAGUCACCUGCUUCUCCGGCUUCGCCUGCAUCGCUUGACCCACCGGGAUUGGAUUCUGAUGAUGAUGAUAAAAUUCUUGCCAAAGGUGAAGUCCAACUAUACGCAAGAGAAGGUGCCGUCUCACACGUGCUUCCAUAUGAGGAGUUCUGUUCGAUGGGCGGCCGGCUCGCGGCAGAAGGAAGGUUAGAAGUACGUAUUGGGUCGCGCACACUCCCAUGGCGUACUGCUGGACCGCUGAUACUAUCGCUGUUGGCGUAUAGACGGCCUCUGCCUACUCGAGUGCUAGAAGAAUUAGACAAAGGGGAUAAGGAACCUUCUGAGUCUCAACCGACAGACGCAGCGAAGCCUCGCACAUAUUCGUGGUGGUAUUGGAGAAGAUCUAACACGGAUUCUAAGAGGCCAGACGUUCCGCCUAAACAAGGAGAGCUAAAGGAACUAGUACCUCAGUCAGAAGUGAAGGAUUUAGCGGGACUGGAUCAAGUAGACAAUAACACACCAAAUGUAGAAAGUAAAGAAGACACUCCUAUCAUCCAAGAUUUGCAGCCUGAAGACUUGGAAGAGAGUAUACCAGAGUUUGAUGAUAAACAAAUUUUCAAUCAAAGUGAUCGUCACGAGCAAAGUUCUUCAGAUUCUGAUCAAGACACACAGCAGGGCUCGCGAAGACAUUCCACCUUCCGUAAGACGUUGCGACUCUCCUCUGAUCAAAUCAAAAAAUUAAACCUCCGCGAGGGCAUCAAUGAGAUGGUCUUCAGUGUGACGACGGCAAUUCAAGGCACUUCGCGCUGCAAAUGCAAUGUGUUCCGUUGGCGGUACGACCACAAAAUCGUUAUAUCGGACAUCGACGGAACCAUCACUAAGUCGGACGUGCUAGGUCACAUUUUCCCUCUAGUUGGAAAAGAUUGGGCGCAGUCGGGCGUCGCGCAACUUUUUACGAAGAUAAAAAACAAUGGAUACCAGCUACUUUACCUCUCCGCGAGGGCUAUUGGACAAGCCGGUGUUACCCGGGAAUACCUCCGCUCAAUAAAGCAAGGUGAAACAUGUCUACCUGACGGACCACUGUUAUUGAACCCCACCUCUUUACUACGGGCCUUCCAUCGCGAGGUCAUUGAGAAAAAGCCAGAGGAGUUCAAAAUUCAAUGCCUGGCUGACAUAAAAGCUCUCUUCCCGACCGGGUCUACCCCGUUCUAUGCGGGAUAUGGAAAUCGGGUUAACGACGUAUGGGCAUACCAAGCUGUGGGAAUUCCUAUAGUUCGAAUUUUCACCAUCAACUAUAAGGGGGAGCUGAAGCAUGAACUUACUCAAACAUUCCAAUCCACGUAUUCCCAUAUGACCGUGCUAGUGGAUCAAGUGUUUCCUCCAGUACUAUGCGAGCCGAGUGACGAGUUCUCUCAAGCUGUUUACUGGCGUGAGCCGCUUCCAGAAGUAGAGGUCAUUGAACUACCCGUUCCAACCAUCACUAUAGCCGCAAAACAACCAAAAUAAAGCGAUAGAACUACUACUAGAUGAUCUGCUUACCGACAUGAGGUAUAGCACUUCAGAGUAGUUUUUCAACAAAUAUAACUCUAAAAGUAAUUUGGGCUAUUUGUCACACGAGAGUUUCAAGUAUAAGCGUAGUUCGGAUUGCAAUCUCUCAGGAUGUAUAAUAUGGCAUGGAGGAGCUUUCGCUUUGAUAAACUAUUGCGAAACUUUUGUAUGGCAAAGAUAGUUCUACUUAUGAAAUUGGCUCAAAUUUUGCUGUUUUCCUAGUUGGUUGAUGUUGUAGUAGCAUAUAUGUAUUUAGUAUUCAUAGGAGGUGACUUUUAAUCAUACAAUAGAGCAAUAACUAAAUUAUUCAAGAAACAUUGUAGACAUCUGGAUUUGUAGACUUGUAAUAUCUGUAGAUUCAUAUUGUGAGUAGAUUUUGAAAGAAAUUAUUGUGGAAAAGUUUUUCUUUUUUUUUUAUAAAACAGGUUACAAAUGGGCUGGAUGCACAUCUGAAGUUAAUUGACACUCAAUACCCUCUUUUCUUGAAAGAGCCUAAGUUGUAUUGGUUCAAAUAUUUUAUUUGUUCUUAAUGAAAAUUUAAAUGUAUUUUUGACAUAUUGCUUCGGGUUUAAUAGGUUUUGUAAAACUCUUAAAACCAGUAUAAUAAAUAACUGCUUCAUUUAAAGAUUUCACAAACCUUAAAGAGAAAACAUUACAAUACCGAUUAUUCUCUGUAGCCUUAAGAUUACAAAAUUUAGCAGGAUGCUUAACUUUUUGUAAUGUUUGUGUAAGACAUGCAAUUGAUCUCAACUAAUAUAUUAUAAUUACAAUAGGACUCUGCAAAAAAAAUCCUUGCACCUUUGUUGUUACUUGUCUAGAUACUGGAAUCUUGCAUGGAAUUUAUAAUUUUGAUUGAAAGUAUCUAAUAUUUCAAAUUUACAUUAUACUUGUUGGAAUUGUGUUGUUGCUGAUUUUGAUAAGUUUUGUUCACUUGAAUUUACAAAAUAAAUGUUUAAAAAAUUUAUUUGUUUUGCGUUUUAUGUAAUAGAAGGGACAGAAACCUGAAAUGAAUAUGUUUUGCCUUGUGUAUCAAAGACUGUUAUGUAAUAGUCCAUUUUUUGCUGAGUGCAUAAACUGUGAUGCGUUAGGUGAUGAAGAUGCUUUACUUUGUACUGUGAUUACCUAUUUAUGUAUAAGUUAUGUUAAAUGUGAAAUUAAGCACUCCUGUUUUUGUCCUCAGGCUAAGCUAUGAUACUAUUCAUUAUUUUUCUAAUUUGAGUUUAAUAAUAAAGCAAAAAAAAUUUUUAGACAUCUUCAUAAGAACUUUUGACAUUUUAUCAAAGAAUAGCUAGGAUUUCAUAUAAUAGAAUAUUGAAACUGAUUAUUUUUGUAUAACCAAUUUUUUAUUGUUUCUGUGAUUACAUAAAAUAGUGCAAUGAUUUCAACAAUUUAAAUCAUUUUGCUUUGUAUGAAAUACAUUUUGUUAAGAUAAGA
Molecule: messenger RNA, 4627 nt
Organism: Pieris rapae (cabbage white)
Lineage: Eukaryota; Metazoa; Arthropoda; Insecta; Lepidoptera; Pieridae
Gene: Lpin
Product: phosphatidate phosphatase LPIN3
Exons: 16
Coding region: 272-3151 (959 amino acids)
Biological process (GO): triglyceride biosynthetic process; cellular response to insulin stimulus; fatty acid catabolic process
Cellular component (GO): nucleus
Molecular function (GO): transcription coactivator activity; phosphatidate phosphatase activity
Source: RefSeq, a predicted model, not a curated record